AUGCUGGGCAGACGCCCCCUCAGCCCCAGCUUCCAUGCCGCGCCCCGGUGGGAACCGCAGCCCGGGGGGCCCGGCCCCGCCAAGCGCCGCCGAAUCCAGGAGCCCGCGGGCCCCGAACACGGAAUGGCGCCCGGCCUGCAGGGCCCGGCCGAGCCCAGGGCCGCCGCUGCGCUCACCUCCGUGGUGGUGCUGGCCGCGGGCUGCGCCUUGCAGCUGCCUCUGGACAGCGGCUUCGACCUGAGGCUGGAGCCCGCGCCCACGUCGGUGCUGCGAGUGCGUCUGGGCGGGCACACCCUCGUGCUGGUGCCCGAGGCGCUCUGGGGCGCGGGCGCGGGGGCGCGCUCGCCGGGCGGCCUGGAGCCCGGCGCUCUCCUGGACGCUCCCGGGGGAGGCGUCGCCGUCCAGCAGGAAUUCUUCUGCGCAUUUGUCCCAGAGGUCGUCGCCGUUCCAGAGUUCGCCUUCCCAGAGGUCGCCGCCGCUCCAGAGAUCGCUGUCUCAGAGAUCGCCUUCCCGGAGAUGGCCUUCCCAGAGGUCUCCGUCCCAGAGAUGGCCUUCCCAGAGGUCUCCAUCCCAGAGGUCGCCGCCGCUCCAGAGAUCGCCUUCCCGGAGAUAGCCUUCCCAGAGGUCGCCCUCCCAGAGGUCUCCGUCCCGGAGAUGGCCUUCCCUGAGGUCUCCGUCCCAGAGGUCGCCGCCGCUCCAGAGAUCGCUGUCCCAGAGUUCGCCGUCCCAGAGAUUGCCAUCCCAGAAGAGGCCUACGACGAGGAUGAAGCCCCCGGGUUCCUGACUCCUUGGAUGGUCCAUGCAGUGGGAUUAGGGACCCACUCUCAGGGCCCCAUCAGAGAGCCAUGGCCCCGGGCCCCCACGCCUAGCCCAGAGAGACGCGCGCCUGGUCCCUACUACAGCCCGGACUUCCACCUUUGGGAGCCCUUCCCCAGCUCCCCGCUCCAACCCCUACCUCCUUCUCCCAGUCCAGGUCCUCAGGUGCGCCCCCGGCGCCCUCUGGGGCCUCCUCCCAAGGCCCGCAGAAGGCUGUUCUAG
Pipistrellus nathusii (Nathusius's pipistrelle) is the source of this 1038-nucleotide messenger RNA. The record is from the annotation of a GenBank genome assembly. Lineage: Eukaryota; Metazoa; Chordata; Mammalia; Chiroptera; Vespertilionidae.